Camelina sativa (false flax) is the source of this 924-nucleotide messenger RNA. RefSeq lists its product as uncharacterized. Lineage: Eukaryota; Viridiplantae; Streptophyta; Magnoliopsida; Brassicales; Brassicaceae. The record is from RefSeq and is a predicted model, not a curated record.
GCCUAACCGUCUUAUCAUCAUCACCUUCUUUCUCUUUAUAAAAACAAACCAUUUCUUCUUUCUAAAGCAAACAAUAAUUUUCUCCAGAUACGAUCAUCAUGAAGCUCGUCUGGUCACCGGAAACAGCCUCUAACGCUUACAUCCACACCGUUCGAUCCUGUAAAAGCUACAAAGAAUCGAGCGUGGCGGAGUUUUUAUCGGCUACGGCGGCGGGAUGGAACACGAGGUUGAUCGUCGAGACUUGGUCACGUGGAGACCCGAUCGCAACCAGCGUUGGACUCGCCGUCGCGGCCAUACACACACGUGGAAGACACGUGUGCAUAGUUCCGGACGAGGAGUCGAGGUCGGAGUACGAGGCGGUGAUGAAAGGAGCCGUCAAGAGUGAAUCGACGGAGGUGAUGGUAGGCGAAUCGACGGAGGAAGUGGUUGAGAGAAUCUCCGGGGUGGAUUUCAUGGUGGUUGAUUCGAAACGCCGCGAGUUCGUCAAAGCGUUGGGAUUAGCGAAAACGAGCAAAAUGGGUGCCGUUUUGGUGUGCAAAAACGCCACGCAGAAAUCUAUCCCCGGGUUUAGAUGGCACGGAGUUUUGAGACGAGGCACACGUGUCGUGAGAUCGGUGUUCUUACCCCUUGGAGGAGGAUUAGAUAUCGCACACGUGGGAGCCAGUGGUAAUAAUGAUUUGAAGAAGCUUCCUAGCCGUUGGAUUAAACACAUAGAUCCUCAAUCUGGAGAGGAACACUUGUUUAAGCGUUAGUCAACGUUACCAUUUUCUAUAAUCAUGUAAUAUAUAGAAAAGAAUCUCUGCCCGAAGUCAACAAAGUUUUGAUGAUUUGUUUCCAACUGUAUAGCUUUUCUUUUGUUUUGAGAUUUUUUUGCUAAAAGAUCAUAUACUUUUGAAUUAGAUGAUGAGAACAAUAUUGUUAAUA